CAGGACCUUGAACCUUGGGCUAAUAAUUUCACAACUGAGAUGGCUUCAUCUACACCCUUGGAACUAUACCCAUUAGAACCCUUAAGGAUUUUGAAGCCAGCCUUAUACAUGGAUAAGCUUAUACCUUGAUAGAUGGAAGAUGAGGCGCAAUGAAGCUGCUUUGCUGUGACUCCUUUUAUUCCUAGGACUAGGGAGCAGAGCUUGAGAGGAGGAAGAAGAAAGUGUACUAUUUUUGAAAUGAAAUUAAGCCAAGAAAAAUUGAGGCUGGCAUUUCCUCUGAGAGGUGCUAGACUCAAGUUGUUCUUUAAAGGAAAAAUUUUGAAACCCUUCUUUGGAGCUUUUGGAGAGCCCUAGAAGCUCUGCAAUGAAUUGAAUAUGUGAGUGCCUGUGCUGUGAAGAUGUAGGGAUGCUCCCUGUCCUCAAGAUGCUCACAUCCAGAAGAAUGCAUUUUAAAAGGUCUAGCACAGGAUGAGGAUAAAGAAGAGAGUGGACUCAGGAACCUACCUCCUAGCCUGGCUCUACUACUUCCUGGCUGGCUGACUUUGAGCAAAUGCCUUUGUUCCCGUCCUCUGUAUGGUAGAGAUCAUAAGAGCAUUACCCUCAAGGGGUUAUCAUGAGAAUUCCAUGGGGGCCUCACAUUCAGAUCUAAAGAGACAUAUGGAGCUCUGGGGGUACUGCACUGGCUGCUUAGGAAUAGGCAGGCGGGCACGGGGAUUCUCUGCCUUCUUAAAGGGGAGCGUGUGCUGUAGACCUGCUGCUUAAUCGUGUCCUUCCCAGAGAUAAAGCAGUUGCUCACCUGAAAAGCCUUGGAAGAUAAAAAAACCAAGGCACAGAACAAGUUAGUGGCAGAACAGAGAUUCCAAUGAAGACCUCUUUGACUCUGAUCCUGUGUUCUCACUGCCUCUUGUACUGCCUCUCUGUAAUUAAAUAAAUUAUGGUGUCUACUCAGCCAUUAACAGUUGAUGUUUGGAUUCAGGUGCAGUGGUGCCUGCCUGUAGUACUGGCUACUCAGGAGGCUGAGGUGGGAGGAUCACUUGAACCCAAGAAUUUAAGGUCAACUUAGGUCGGAGAUGUCUGCCCAGAGGUUAAUUUCUAACAGAACCUCCCAGCAAUCAGCAUCUAAUUCUGAUUACACCUGGGAAUAUGAAUAUUAUGAGAUUGGACCAGUUUCCUUUGAAGGCCUGAAGGCUCAUAAAUAUUCCAUUGUGAUUGGAUUUUGGGUUGGUCUUGCAGUCUUCGUGAUUUUUAUGUUUUUUGUGCUGACCUUGCUGACCAAGACAGGAGCCCCACACCAAGACAAUGCAGAGUCCUCAGAGAAGAGAUUCAGAAUGAACAGCUUUGUGUCAGACUUUGGAAGACCUCUGGAGCCAGAUAAAGUAUUUUCUCGCCAAGGCAACGAGGAGUCCAGGUCUCUCUUUCACUGCUACAUCAAUGAGGUGGAACGCUUGGACAGAGCCAAAGCUUGUCACCAGACCACAGCCCUUGACAGUGACGUCCAACUCCAGGAAGCCAUCAGAAGCAGUGGGCAGCCAGAGGAGGAGCUGAACAGGCUCAUGAAGUUUGACAUCCCCAACUUUGUGAACACAGACCAGAACUCCUUUGGGGAGGAUGAUCUUCUGAUUUCUGAACCACCUAUUGUUCUGGAAACUAAGCCACUUUCCCAGACCUCACAUAAAGACCUGGAUUGAGAAACAUGCUCUGUAAAGGGUCUUCCUGAAGAUGUGGAUUCUAUCUUUAUGUAGCAAGAAAUCUACAUCCACCAAAAUUGUGUGUGUUUGGGGGAGAGAGAGACAUAGAGAUAGAGACAGAGAGGCAGAGAAGAGACCCCUUUAGAAGAGAGCUGAGCUGAUUAAGCUGAGUGGUUUUUUGUUUUGUUUUGUUUUUGCUUUUUAAUACAUUUGGAGCUUUGGGAGUAUUAAAGUAUUUACACCAAGCUUGUCCAACCCGCGGCAUGUGUCCCAGGACAGCUUUGAAUGUGGCCCAAUACAAAUUUUAAACUUUAUUAAAACAUGAGAUUUUUUUUUUUUUUUUUUUGCUAUUUUUUUUAAAGCUCAUCAGCUAUCGUUAGUGUUAGUGUACUUUAUGUGUGGCCCAAGACAACUCUUCUUCCAGUGUGGCACAGGGAAGCUAAAAGAUUGGACACCUCUGAUUUAUACUAGCUCGUCUUGCUUGUUGAAAAAUUUGGCCAAAUACCUAUUGUCAGCAUUCUUGGGUGAGGAUUAGCCUACCAUGUUCUAAUCUGGCCCUGCCACUACUAUGCUCUACCUUUAGUGAGUUGCUUUACCUCUCUGGGCUGCCCCAUUUUUAACUGUAGGUUGACAGGUCUAGAGUGAUCCAUCCCACCUCUAAUAUUUUGUGAAUUUAUGACUUUGCCUUCAGAUGAGGCUGAGCUAUACAUAAAACAGUAUAAACUAGGGUACUGCCUCGUAUCUCUUGUAGGCUCUCUUAAAUCUCUGUACCUUCCACUCAACCCUAAUUGAGCCAAGCUUUAGUCAGGGGAUCUGGUUGUCUACCAGAAUGUCAGGAGACUCAUCUUACACAGUCAUGGUGGCCAAUGUUUCUGGUGGGUUGUGCUGAAACAGCUCUUCUGAGAACUUCCAACCACCCAUGCUCUAACCUGGAGACAGCCAUCCCCUGCCUCAGAAUAAGUACCAAUUCGUAGUACAUGUAUGGUACUCUUGUCCCCAAGAAAUGUUAGGAAGCUUGUCAGCUGAAUGAGAGGAGGUGCCUUCUGGGUAUCUCUGUGUUGGUGUAUCUGUGCCACUGGCUACAGAACAAGAAAAAUACUAUUUGCCAUGAUAUUACCUUGGCAGAUGUGUAGGUGAUAGUCAUCUGGCUUUGAGCUGAGAUGGUCAGUGGGUUGUAAAUUCCCCACUAGCAGAUAUUCAGGGUGGCCUGAGUUAUGUAAACAAGUGAGCAACACAGCUUUAAUUUCAUGGAGGAAUCAAAGCUGCACACUGGUAUUAAAACAACUUGAUUGUGCGCACACAGUUGCAUGCAUGGCAAGCUGUUAACCUCUGGGUGGCAUUUUCAUUAUGAAUUUGUUCACCACCUGUCUUGCUUAAGCUACAAAAUAAAUGCAUUUGAGUGCA
Molecule: messenger RNA, 3092 nt
Organism: Pan troglodytes (chimpanzee)
Lineage: Eukaryota; Metazoa; Chordata; Mammalia; Primates; Hominidae
Gene: MRAP2
Product: melanocortin 2 receptor accessory protein 2
Exons: 12
Coding region: 1071-1688 (205 amino acids)
Biological process (GO): regulation of adenylate cyclase-activating G protein-coupled receptor signaling pathway; protein localization to plasma membrane
Cellular component (GO): endoplasmic reticulum; plasma membrane
Molecular function (GO): type 4 melanocortin receptor binding; signaling receptor regulator activity; type 3 melanocortin receptor binding
Source: RefSeq, a predicted model, not a curated record